AUGUGGAGGCUAUCAUGGCACUAUCUACUCCCCUGCCUCUUCCUGUUGGACUUGAGUUUUCAAGCCAUUUCCUCAUCUCCUUAUAACUCUUCUUCUCGUUCAAUCAAACUUUGCUCCCCUGAACAAAGCUCUUCCUUACUCCAUUUCAAGAGCAAGAGCACCUUAAAAAUUGAUAGUUCUUCUUACUAUCCUUGCAAAGAAUAUCAUUAUCCUAAGGCAGAUUCUUGGAAAGAGGGACGUGAUUGCUGCUCAUGGGAUGGGGUCACUUGUGAUAGCUACACAGGUCAUGUGAUUGGCCUUGACCUUUCUUAUAGUUGGAUCCAUGGCAUUGUUAAUGACAAUAGUAGUCUCUUCCUCCUUCACAAUCUCCAGAAGCUCAAGCUCGCUUGUAAUGAUUUCAGUGAAUCGACAAUCUCAUCCAAGUUUGGUCAAUUCAUGAAAUUAACGCAUCUUAACCUUUCUUUCUCCAGUUUCUAUGGCGUAAUUCCAAUCGAAAUUUUUCACCUAUCUAAACUUGUUUCGCUUGACCUCUCUGGUGUUACUGAUUCCCUUAGAUUACCUGAAUUGAGCCAACAUGUUUUUAAUAAGCACUUACAGAAUCUUACAAAAUUAAGAUAUCUUCACCUCGAUGCUGUGGAUUUGUCUUUAGUUGCACCUGGCUCCUUGCUGAACUUGUCUUCUACUCUGAUAUCUCUUAUAGUUGGCGAUACUAGUCUGCAAGACAGUUCCCUUAGAUUCUUGGAUCUCUCUGUGACAAAUUUCUCAGGACAAUUACCUGACACAAUCGGCGAUCUUAUAUACUUGAAUGUAUUGGAUCUCUCUGUGACAAAUUUCUCAGGACAAUUACCGGACACAAUUAGCGAUCUUAUAUACUUGAAUGUAUUGGAUCUCACUGCUACAGGUUUCUCUGGAAAAUUGCCUGACAAAAUUGGCAAUCUUAGAUACUUGAAUGAGUUGCAUCUUGGGUCAAAUAACUUCACAGGUUCAAUUCCAACAUCACUUUGGAAUUGCACGAAUAUCACCACUUUGGAUUUGGCAUACAAUAAGUUUACAGGCAAAGUUGCAAUGUCAUUAUCUAAACUUAGUCAACUCAGAAGUUUAUAUCUCAGUUUCAACAGUUUUUUAGGACAGAUUCCAGAUGUUUUUGGCAACCUCAGCAAAUUGACCAAUCUAGGUCUUUCAGACAACAAUUUUCGUGAUGGAAGAGUUCCAUCUUGGUUGUUUACUCUACCAUCUUUGGAGACAUUGUUCCUUAGCUAUAACAAACUCACAGGUCCGAUUGAGGAGUUCCAUCAGCCUGGUUUUGUGAAUGUUGUUUAUUUAAUGAAUAAACAAAUUCAAGGUUCAAUUCCAAAUUCCAUGUUUGAAAUUUUAAACCUUACACAACUUGACCUUUCUUUCAACAAUUUGAGUGGCAUUGUGAAACCAGAAAUGUUGUCCAAGCUCAAAAAUAUAGUUAUGAUUGACCUUUCCCAUAACACCUUACUAUCUUUAGUUACCCCCAUAAAGGCCAACAUUACCUUGCCUAACCUUCGAGAGUUCAGAUUCUCUUCUUGCAACAUAACCGAAUUCCCUUUCUUCUUAAGAAACUCAGAAAACUUGACAAAUUUAGACCUUUCAAACAAUGGAAUUCUUGGCCAGAUUUCUCAACAACAAUUGGAAUCGUUUCACAAUUUAUACUUUUUGAAUCUCUCUCACAAUUUUCUGACAAGUUUUGUCCCUUUUGGAAAAGCUUCCAUGAUGAAUCUAGCUGUUCUUGACCUUCAAUCCAACUUGCUCCAAGGCCCACUUGUGAUGCUAGAUGCACCUAAUAUGGAAACCUUAUUAGUUUCCGACAAUAUGUUGAUUGGAAAGAUCUCUCCGUUCAUUUGCAACUUGAGCUAUAUUAUACGUCUUGAUCUGUCUUACAAUGGCUUGAAUGGAACCAUUCCUCACUGUUUAGAAAUAAACUCUCCUAUCUUUCAAUCUUGCAUCUACAAAUGA
Messenger RNA from Pistacia vera, 1983 nucleotides. RefSeq names its product receptor-like protein 6. The record is from RefSeq and is a predicted model, not a curated record. Gene Ontology annotation, molecular function: protein binding. The coding region runs from base 1 to 1983 and encodes 660 amino acids. The transcript is spliced from 3 exons. Lineage: Eukaryota; Viridiplantae; Streptophyta; Magnoliopsida; Sapindales; Anacardiaceae.